ACAAGGCGAGGGCCCGCCGCGCACGCGCACGCUCACGCCCCGCCUCUGCCCCCGCCCCCGCGCGGCGCUGCGUCCUUCGACCCCGGGCGGCGCGCCGCGGGCAGCUCCAGGCGGCAUGCGGGACUACGACGAGGUGACCAGCUUCCUGGGCGACUGGGGGCCCUUCCAGCGCCUCAUCUUCUUCCUGCUCAGCGCCAGCAUCAUCCCCAACGGCUUCAAUGGAAUGUCAGUCGUGUUCCUGGCCGCCACCCCGGAGCACCGCUGCCGGGUGCCGGACACGGCGAACCUAAGCCGCGCGUGGCGCAACCACAGUGUCCCGCUGCGGCUGCAGGACGGCCACGAGGUGCCUCACAGCUGCCGGCGCUACCGGCUCGCGGCGAUCGCCAACUUCUCGGCGCUCGGGCUGGAGCCGGGGCGCGAUGUGGACCUGGAGCAGCUGGAGCAGGAGGGCUGCGUGGAUGGCUGGGAGUUCAGCCAGGACAUCUACCUGUCCACCAUCGUGACCGAGUGGAACCUGGUGUGUGAGGACGACUGGAAGGCCCCACUCAUGGUCUCCUUGUUUUUCGUGGGUGUGCUGGUGGGCUCCUUCGUUUCGGGGCAGCUCUCAGACAGGUUUGGUCGGAAGAACGUGCUCUUUGUGACCAUGGGCAUGCAGACGGGCUUCAGCUUUCUGCAGAUCUUCUCGAAGAACUUUGAGAUGUUUACUGUGCUGUUUGUCCUUGUGGGCAUGGGCCAGAUCUCCAACUACGUGGCAGCAUUUGUCCUGGGAACAGAAAUUCUUGGCAAGCCGGUUCGUAUUCUGUUCUCCACGUUAGGAGUGUGCAUAUUUUACGCGUUUGGCUACAUGCUGCUGCCGCUGUUUGCUUACUUCAUCCGAGAUUGGCGGAUGCUGCUGCUGGCGCUCACGGCGCCUGGGGUGCUGUGUGUGGCCCUCUGGUGGUUCAUCCCUGAGUCCCCCCGAUGGCUCAUCUCUCAGGGACGACUUAAAGAGGCAGAGGUGAUCAUCCGCAACGCUGCCAAAAUGAACGGGAUUGUUGCACCCUCAACUAUCUUCGAGUCAAGUGAGCUGCAAGACCUGAGUUCCGAGAAGCAGCCGUCCCACAGCAUUCUGGAUCUGCUUCGAACCCGGAAUAUCCGAAUGGUCACCAUCAUGUCCAUAAUUCUGUGGAUAACCAUAUCAGUGGGCUAUUUCGGGCUCUCCCUCGACACUCCAAACUUGCACGGGGACGUCUACGUGAACUGCUUCCUUUUGGCAGUGGUUGAAGUCCCUGCGUACUUGCUGGCCUGGCUGCUGCUGCAGCACCUGCCCCGGCGCUAUUCCAUGGCCACGGCCCUCUUCCUGGGCGGCAGCGUUCUCCUCUCCGUGCAGCUGGUGCCCCCAGGUUUGUAUUACUUGGCCACCGUCCUGGUGAUGGUGGGCAAGUUUGGAGUCACUGCUGCCUUUUCCAUGGUGUACGUGUACACGGCUGAGCUGUACCCCACCGUGGUGAGAAACAUGGGCGUGGGGGUCAGCUCCACCGCGUCCCGCCUGGGCAGCAUCCUGUCUCCCUACUUCGUUUACCUCGGUGCCUACGACCGCUUCCUGCCCUACAUUCUCAUGGGGAGUCUGACCAUCCUGACAGCCAUUCUCACCUUGUUCCUCCCAGAGAGCUUCGGCACUCCCCUCCCGGACACCAUUGACCAGAUGCUGAGGGUCAAAGGAAUAAAAUACAGGCAAACUCCAGGCCACACAAGGAUGUUAAAAGACGGCGAAGAAAGCUCCACAGUCCUUAAAAGCACAGCCUUAUAACACAACCUCCAGUAGAGGGAGAA
This is a messenger RNA of Odobenus rosmarus divergens (Pacific walrus), 1812 nucleotides long. It is a transcript of the gene SLC22A5, whose product is annotated as solute carrier family 22 (organic cation/carnitine transporter), member 5. NCBI's taxonomy places the organism in Eukaryota, Metazoa, Chordata, Mammalia, Carnivora, Odobenidae. The coding region runs from base 116 to 1789 and encodes 557 amino acids. Gene Ontology annotation, molecular function: ATP binding; transmembrane transporter activity. The transcript is spliced from 11 exons. Gene Ontology annotation, biological process: carnitine transport; transmembrane transport. The record is from RefSeq and is a predicted model, not a curated record. Gene Ontology annotation, cellular component: membrane.